This is a messenger RNA of Musca domestica (house fly), 2145 nucleotides long. Its product is annotated as zinc finger protein 287. The transcript has 4 exons. The record is from RefSeq and is a predicted model, not a curated record. Bases 178 to 1812 code for a protein of 544 amino acids. Gene Ontology annotation, biological process: regulation of transcription by RNA polymerase II. Gene Ontology annotation, molecular function: DNA-binding transcription factor activity, RNA polymerase II-specific; RNA polymerase II cis-regulatory region sequence-specific DNA binding. Lineage: Eukaryota; Metazoa; Arthropoda; Insecta; Diptera; Muscidae.
CAGUCCACCCAUCUAUCCCAACAAUUACAGCCACAGAAGCUAAUUAAACUAAGUAGACAAAAUACACCAUCGCCGCAUCAAUCCAACACUAGUGGUCCAUUACACAAAAUCUCCGAACGUUCUGUGACACCCUGCCACCCCAGCAAGGAGGACAAUGACAGCGAUGCCCCAAUCGAGAUGACAACAACCCAUCAUGAUGAGGCAGCAGCCAUACGGGAUCGUGACAGUGGCAAUUCGAGUGCAGCCACCACCAGUUCCAUUACCUCGUCGAUGAUUUAUAAGGAUUCCUUAGAGCAAUUAUUGCAGCGUCGUCACUCCGGACCAACACUGGCUGCCGAGGCCGGAUUGAAGACUUAUUCGCAAAUUUUAAUGAACUCCAGCACUCCAACGGAUACCUCAAGUUGUAAGGAGAAAAGCUCCUCUUCAUCUACCUCAUCUACACCGCCGCCAGCUCCUGGAACGCCAGGUCAACUUUCACUUAGCCGUAGUAGUAUGCUGAAAAGUCCCUCGGAUACCUCAUCGCUGUUCAGCGAACCCAUCGAAGAGGAGACGCGUUGUGUGGUGUGCAAUGCCCAUUUUCCAAAUGUUUGGCUGUUGGAACAGCAUGCAGCCCUGCAACAUCCCCUAUUGGGACCAGCUUAUGCCAAACACAAAGAAACCAAUCAUCGUUCGCGUCUACCCGCUGACAAACUUUUCACAUGCGAUGUCUGCGGCAUGCAGUUCCGUUACUUGAAAUCAUUCAAGAAGCAUCGUCUAAAUCAUGCCCUUGAACGAUUGCAUGGCAAGAAGGGUAAACAUCCAUUUGCCAUGCAUCUACAUCAGCAAAUGCAGGAACAUGAAAUGAUUAGCGGUGGACAGGAAUCGUCAAUGGGUGUGAUGGGUCCAGAAGUCGAUGUAGUUGAAGAUUUGCGCAUUAAUAUCAAAAAGGAACGAGAGGAUGAUGAUUCUCAGCAACAACAACACCCACAAAGGCAUGAUAAUGAACAGAAUGAUGGCAUUGACUCGACCAGAGUCCAAGCCCAGACCAAUACGAAUGAGCCGAACAUUGAAUGCUCUGAUGGAAUACAUAGUACAAAUAAGAGGCAACGCCUUCUUAAUGCUCCACCACCAUCCCACAUGGAAACCGAUCCCUCCUAUCAUCAUAUAUCGCAUCAACUUUCUUCGAUUCCUACGUCACACCAGCAACAACAGCAUCACUCACAGCACCAUUUGCCACCACAUCAUCAUCAUUCACAUCUUAACUCUCAACUGCCUGGGCAUUUGGCCCACAAUAUGUCAGCUAUGGCAGCAGCUGCCGCUGCAGCCACAACGCCCCAGCAUCAACAACAAAUUACGCCCCAAACAGCCCAGCAGGCUGCUGUGGCAGCUGCAGCCGCGGCUGCAAAUUCAAUGAAUUCCUUAAAUUCACUCAACUCAAUAACUUCUCUCAUCAAUGCUGAGCGCUUGCCCAAUGAACAGUUUUUGGGUUUAAAUCCGCAGGAGGCAUCGAUAUUGAAUUUUCUACGUGUUGAUGCUCAAGAAAGGCAACGUGACAAAAGACCUCCAGCAUCUCGUUUCGCCUGUCCCUUCUGUGGCAAAUGCGUGCGUUCCAAGGAAAAUCUGAAACUACACGUACGCAAGCAUACUGGAGAAAGGCCUUUCGUUUGUCUCUUCUGUGGUCGUGCCUUUGGCGGCAAAUCCGAUCUGACACGUCACCUGAGAAUCCAUACCGGUGAGAGGCCUUAUCACUGUGAAUCAUGUGGCAAGUGUUUUGCUAGAGCCGAUUAUCUGUCUAAACAUUUGACAACACACAUACACAAUGCUCCACGCUGAGAUGAGGUGCGAAGGAGACGACUCCUUCGCCGCUAGGUGUUUGGUAUUUUUCAAACCUGCCGCCGGCCUAGAACAACAUCAACAACAACAUUCACAAGCAAAUAUCAAAGGUUAUGUGGAGAGAAAAUAAAAAAGGAUUCUUGAAUAAUACGUAAGAACUUUGGUAUCUACAACUACAUACAUAGAAAUAAACAUACAAUUAUACACUUACGUAACAUACAUAAUACUAGGAACGUCUAUUUUCCAAUAGAAAACAGACUAAACACCGGAAAAUGUUCUGUCACGAAUGAAACAAAACUAAAACUACCAACUUUGUUCAAAUUUUGAGGCGUA